Messenger RNA from Mus pahari (shrew mouse), 4635 nucleotides. It is a transcript of the gene Atp2a3, whose product is annotated as ATPase sarcoplasmic/endoplasmic reticulum Ca2+ transporting 3. The transcript has 22 exons. Gene Ontology annotation, molecular function: P-type calcium transporter activity; ATP hydrolysis activity; ATP binding. Gene Ontology annotation, biological process: calcium ion transmembrane transport; intracellular calcium ion homeostasis. Gene Ontology annotation, cellular component: membrane. The record is from RefSeq and is a predicted model, not a curated record. Lineage: Eukaryota; Metazoa; Chordata; Mammalia; Rodentia; Muridae. The coding region runs from base 178 to 3294 and encodes 1038 amino acids.
GGAGCCCCGGGCACAGCAUCCUGGCGCGGGCCCGGCUGCCAUAGCCACUGCCGUCGGGGAAGGUCCCAGCGUGGUCAUGGCCUCCCGAGGGGCCCGCCCCGCCCCAAACUCGCAGCACUCCACACAGUAGCCCGGAGGAGAAGCGGCCUGGACGUCGCGGACGGCCGGGUAGGCAGCAUGGAGGAGGCGCACCUGCUCUCCGCUGCCGACGUGCUGCGUCGCUUCUCGGUGACAGCCGAGGGCGGCUUGAGCCUGGAGCAGGUGACCGACGCGCGGGAGCGUUACGGCCCCAACGAGCUCCCUACUGAGGAAGGGAAAUCCCUGUGGGAGCUGGUGGUGGAGCAGUUUGAGGACCUCUUGGUGCGCAUCCUGCUGCUGGCAGCCCUGGUUUCCUUUGUCCUGGCCUGGUUCGAGGAGGGUGAGGAGACCACAACGGCCUUCGUGGAGCCCCUGGUCAUCAUGCUAAUCCUCGUGGCCAAUGCGAUCGUGGGAGUGUGGCAGGAACGCAACGCAGAGAGUGCGAUUGAAGCCUUGAAGGAGUAUGAGCCUGAGAUGGGUAAGGUGAUCCGCUCUGACCGCAAGGGUGUGCAGAGGAUCCGAGCCAGGGACAUCGUCCCUGGGGACAUUGUGGAAGUGGCAGUGGGAGACAAGGUACCUGCUGACCUCCGUCUCAUCGAGAUCAAGUCCACCACACUUCGAGUGGACCAGUCCAUCCUGACAGGGGAAUCCGUGUCUGUGACGAAGCACACAGAUGCCAUUCCAGACCCCCGAGCCGUGAACCAGGACAAGAAGAACAUGCUGUUUUCUGGCACCAAUAUCGCAUCAGGCAAAGCCCUGGGUGUGGCUGUGGCCACAGGCCUGCACACAGAGCUGGGCAAGAUUCGGAGCCAGAUGGCGGCUGUGGAGCCUGAGCGGACGCCGUUGCAGCGCAAGCUGGAUGAAUUUGGGAGGCAGCUGUCCCACGCCAUCUCUGUGAUCUGUGUGGCUGUGUGGGUCAUCAACAUCGGCCACUUUGCUGACCCGGCCCACGGUGGAUCCUGGCUCCGUGGUGCAGUCUACUACUUCAAGAUCGCUGUGGCCCUGGCUGUGGCUGCUAUCCCCGAGGGUCUCCCAGCAGUCAUCACCACAUGCCUGGCCCUGGGCACGAGACGUAUGGCACGUAAGAAUGCCAUUGUGCGGAGCUUGCCGUCUGUGGAGACGCUAGGCUGCACCUCGGUCAUCUGCUCUGACAAGACGGGGACGCUCACCACCAAUCAGAUGUCUGUCUGCAGGAUGUUCGUGGUGGCUGAAGCAGAGGCAGGCACCUGUCAUUUGCACGAAUUCACCAUUUCGGGUACCACGUACACCCCAGAGGGCGAAGUGAGGCAAGGGGAGCAGCCUGUGCGCUGUGGGCAGUUUGAUGGACUCGUAGAGCUCGCAACCAUCUGUGCCCUCUGUAAUGAUUCUGCGCUGGACUACAAUGAGGCCAAGGGCGUGUAUGAGAAGGUAGGAGAGGCCACAGAGACAGCCCUGACUUGCCUGGUAGAGAAGAUGAACGUGUUUGACACAGACCUGGAAGGACUCUCACGGGUGGAGCGUGCUGGCGCCUGCAACUCGGUCAUCAAGGAGCUCAUGCGGAAAGAGUUCACCCUGGAGUUCUCCCGGGACCGGAAGUCCAUGUCCGUGUACUGCACACCUACUCGUGCUGACCCCAAGGUCCAGGGCAGCAAGAUGUUUGUGAAGGGAGCUCCUGAGAGCGUAAUCGAGCGCUGUAGCUCAGUCCGAGUGGGUAGCCGAACAGCACCCCUGAACACCACCUCCAGAGAGCAUAUCCUGGCCAAGAUCCGGGACUGGGGCUCAGGCUCUGACACACUGCGCUGCUUAGCCUUGGCCACUAGGGACACCCCCCCAAGGAAGGAGGACUUGCAUCUGGAUGACUGCAGCCAGUUUGUACAGUAUGAGACAGACCUGACCUUCGUGGGCUGCGUGGGCAUGUUAGACCCACCGAGACCAGAGGUGGCUGCUUGUAUCACACGCUGUUCUCGGGCUGGCAUUCGAGUGGUCAUGAUCACAGGGGACAACAAAGGGACAGCUGUGGCUAUCUGCCGCCGACUUGGCAUCUUUGGGGACGCAGAGGAUGUGUUGGGCAAGGCCUACACGGGCCGUGAGUUUGAUGACCUCAGCCCAGAGCAGCAGCGCCAGGCUUGUCGCACCGCCCGGUGCUUUGCCCGUGUGGAACCCGCGCAUAAGUCUCGCAUCGUGGAGAACCUACAGUCCUUUAAUGAGAUCACUGCCAUGACUGGCGAUGGAGUGAAUGAUGCGCCAGCCCUGAAGAAGGCAGAGAUCGGCAUCGCCAUGGGCUCAGGCACUGCUGUGGCCAAGUCAGCAGCAGAGAUGGUGCUGUCCGACGACAACUUUGCCUCCAUUGUGGCUGCAGUGGAGGAGGGCAGGGCCAUCUACAACAACAUGAAGCAAUUCAUCCGCUACCUCAUCUCCUCCAACGUUGGCGAGGUUGUCUGUAUCUUCCUCACAGCAAUUCUGGGCCUGCCUGAAGCCCUGAUCCCCGUGCAGCUGCUCUGGGUGAACCUGGUAACAGAUGGCUUACCUGCCACAGCCCUUGGCUUCAACCCACCAGAUCUGGACAUCAUGGAGAAGCCGCCUCGGAACCCCCGUGAGGCUCUCAUCAGUGGAUGGCUUUUUUUCCGCUAUUUGGCUAUUGGAGUGUAUGUAGGCCUGGCUACAGUGGCUGCUGCCACCUGGUGGUUCCUGUAUGACACCGAGGGACCUCAAGUCACCUUCUAUCAGCUGAGGAACUUCCUGAAGUGCUCUGAAGACAAUCCGCUGUUUGCUGGCAUCGACUGCGAGGUCUUUGAGUCACGCCUCCCCACAACCAUGGCCUUAUCUGUGCUCGUGACCAUUGAAAUGUGCAACGCCCUCAACAGUGUCUCUGAGAACCAGUCACUGCUGCGCAUGCCACCGUGGCUGAACCCGUGGCUGCUGGGCGCUGUGGUCAUGUCCAUGGCUCUGCAUUUUCUCAUCCUUCUGGUACCACCUCUGCCUCUCAUUUUCCAGGUGACCCCACUGAGUGGUCGGCAGUGGGGGGUGGUGCUUCAGAUGUCUCUGCCUGUCAUCCUGCUCGAUGAGGCCCUCAAAUAUCUGUCCAGGAAUCACAUGGAUGGUGUUCUCGGGACAUUUAUGCAGGCUCGGAGUAGGCAGCCGCCGACCACUUCCAGGACCCCAUACCACACCGGAAAAAAAGGACCUGAAGUAAAUCCUGGGAGCAGAGGGGAGUCUCCAGUGUGGCCCUCAGACUGAGAAUAUCCUGGGAUUUGUCCUGUUCCCACCCCUGCCCCCACACUCAGCCACCUGUCUCCUGGACCCUGCUGAACGUAACAGGCCUGAAAGAGGAAUGGCCACCUCUAGGUCCAGUCCCAGGUUCCCGUCUCCCAUUUCUGUCCCUCCCUACUGCUCUGGCCCAGAAGCUGAGUCCAGGAGGGGAAGCUAAGAAGCCAGAGCUGACUGCAGGGCCACCACACAUUUCCCCCGCCCCCUCGCCCCCAGCUCUGCAACCUUUCCCCUGCUUGGAGGCAGGCAUUUGUUCAGUAACUAGUGCCUCUGCCCUGAGGACUCAUGGGGGCCUUCUUACUGACUCUGACCUCUUGCUUAGUUUGGGUCUGGAGCCUGGUCCACUACGGGUAGGAGGAGUCUGAGGGAACCAUCUGGGUCCAGCUGUGAACACGAGGAGAGGCAGCCCCUUCCACUUGGCUCAGCUUCCACCAAGCCCACUCCUGUGUCUGUUUAUAUAUGUGCCUGCCAGCCCCAGCAAAGUUGAAGGAUUACAGGCAGAUAGGAACAUAAGAAGCAGGGGGCGGGCCUGGACAAGGACUCCCUUUCCCAGGAGUGAGCCUGCGCUGACUGGCCUCAGCCCUGUUCCCACCUUGAGGCUCACUUCCUCAGCUCAGGUUGGCUCAGGGUGUCCUAAUUUGACUGUCCAUGCCCCUGGUGUCUGAGACUCCAGGCAACCCUGGGUCCAUGUCAGCUUCUCCUGCCACCCAGCCUGGUGUGAUACCAUGUCACUUGCUGCCUGGUGUCCUGGAAUUACUCUUUGCCCUGCUCCUCCUAGCAUACGUUUUUUUGAGUCAGAGAGAUGUCACUAGGGAAGUGACUCCACAAGGGACUUCCUCCCCUACCUCCCCACUGAAGGAAAGCAUCUUGGGGGGAGGGGGUCUAUCAGAUGAACAUACAAUGCUGUUCUUUGGGAUCUCUCUCUCUCUCUCUCUCUCUCUCUCUCUCUCUCUCUCUCUCUCUCUCUCUCUCUCUCUCUCUCUCUUAACUCAGCUGUUGUCCCUUUGACAAAAGCUAGCUAGCUAAGUGUCACAGGAAAUGGAGUAAGCGCCUGUCAGUGUGACUUAGCUCUUUCUUGAGUGUGUAUAAUAUGAUUAUUUUAUAUGUAAAUCAAGAUUCACAUCACUGUCCUGACCCCGCCCUCCCCAGGAACAAAAGCUCCCUCAGCCUACCUUGCGGACAGAUGAACUCCGAGUUGGGCUGCCCACUCUCCUGCACCCCCUCCCUCCCCCCUGCAGGCUCUGGAGGGGUGGCUUGGCAGGAGCAAUAGCGCUGUGCCCACUUGCUGAUUGUUUCUGAUGGAGAAAUAAA